GAAUCGAGAGUCCCUUCACCGCAAAACUCCACCAUGGAAGACGGCGACAGCGGCCCCAGAAGAUCCACGCCGGCGGAGGAGGAGCAUCUGGCGGGACUGACGGAGGAUGAGUACGCCGCCCUAAGACCGGUGAUUGACGCCCACCACCGCUACGACGUUGGGCCCGGCCAGUGCUCAUCCAUCCUCGCCCAGCGGAUCCGCGCCCCGGCCGCCACCGUGUGGUCCUUCGUCCGCCGCUUCGACCGCCCCCAGGUCUACAAGCACUUCAUCCGGAGCUGCGCUCUCAAGGACGCCGGCGGAGGCGAAGACCUCCGCCCAGGCUGCCUCCGCGAGCUCAGCGUCAUCACGGGCCUCCCGGCGAGCACCAGCAUGGAGCGGCUCGACCUCCUCGACGACGCCCGGCGCGCGAUCGGAUUCACCAUCAUAGGCGGCGAGCACCGGCUCCGGAACUACCGAUCGGUGACGACGGUGGACGAGGUCGGGGGAGGCGACGGGGAGGAGUCGCGGAAUACAGUGGUGCUGGAGUCGUACGUGGUGGACGUGCCCGAGGGGAACACGGUGGAGGACACCACGCUCUUCGCGGAUACCGUCGUGCGGCUCAACCUGCAGAAUCUCGCCUCAGUGGCGGAGGCAGCGCUUCCGCCGGCGUGAACUAGUGAAAGGGCACAAUGAGUCUCGGGAAAGGAUUCUACUGCCAGCCAAA
This is a messenger RNA of Zingiber officinale, 703 nucleotides long. Its product is annotated as abscisic acid receptor PYL10-like. Gene Ontology annotation, biological process: abscisic acid-activated signaling pathway. Bases 34 to 651 code for a protein of 205 amino acids. Gene Ontology annotation, cellular component: cytoplasm; nucleus. NCBI's taxonomy places the organism in Eukaryota, Viridiplantae, Streptophyta, Magnoliopsida, Zingiberales, Zingiberaceae. Gene Ontology annotation, molecular function: signaling receptor activity; protein phosphatase inhibitor activity; abscisic acid binding. The record is from RefSeq and is a predicted model, not a curated record. The transcript has a single exon.